Messenger RNA from Aplysia californica (California sea hare), 1825 nucleotides. RefSeq lists its product as uncharacterized. NCBI's taxonomy places the organism in Eukaryota, Metazoa, Mollusca, Gastropoda, Aplysiida, Aplysiidae. The transcript is spliced from 2 exons. The record is from RefSeq and is a predicted model, not a curated record. The coding region runs from base 42 to 1481 and encodes 479 amino acids.
CGUCCUCAAACAUCCCAGCGAAUAUAAGCGAGUUCCACAAGAUGAGUUUUACACUGUCAGACCCGACAACUUCCAACAAGAUGUGGGCUCCUAGUGGGGGAGUCGUUUGUUUGGCGUUUCUUCUCACCAUCACAGCUGUCUACGGGGCUGUUGUCUCCACUGGCUCUCUACAACAGGAUGUUCCCACACGCGUGCGGCUGUACAAACGAUCUGUGGAAGCAGUUCCAAUAAGGACAAAUGAAGCAGGAUUCAGAUAUCUCCCGCCAGGUGUCGCGACAGACACAAUAGAGUGGCUGGACCCUCCAUUCCGACCGCUGUCACUUACGUCACAGGUCACCAACGAUGCCAUAUCGGUUACAUUCCAGGUCAAACACGUGACCUCUGGGAUAGUGACCAAACCCCUGGCGACCGUACAGCCCCGGGAGAUCACAGUGAGACAUUUGCCCGCGGGAGAGGGCACGUCAAACGUUACUUUCACCAUAGACGCCAGCUACUGUAAAAGCAACAGAGAAUCGGCCACUUUCUGGUUUGAGGGAAAUGGCAGGAAUGAGAACAACCUCCUUUCUGUUAAAGUUCUCGUCUGCAAUUUCGAAUUGACCCCAGAAUUUAGAAUCUCCCAAAUUAACCCCGAGGAAGGUCAGAAACCAAAGAAGUUUGUCGAUGACGUGAGGUCUGCAGAUGUUUCCCUGGUUCAAGUUAGCCUGGAGAACAGAAUUGAAAUCGUUGAAACUGGCCAGAACAUGACCAUACCCAUUAUUGUUCGGCACAACGGUGAAUCGUUGUUUUUUAUAACGCCUGUGUUCUACGACUCCCUCACCGAUACAUUUACCGCUAUCGAGUUUAUCAUCCGUAGAGGCUGGCCGAUUGACACAUUUGAAGUUAAUGACUCUGCAAGCGGAUAUUUUACCAUGCGCGAAGUCCAACUUCCACAGGCGGACCAGGAGUCCGGGGGAGACCCUACGUCUGCGGAUGUGCGGAGACUGGACCUGACCCUGGCCACGUCGUCUGGUCACUUCACUGGGAUGGUCCACGUCUCCGGACUCUCUAGUGGGGGUCCGAGCUAUCCCAGGCCUGGCCUACUGAUGACAAGCACGUACUCCGACGUCCCCAUCCUUGUGAAAAGACGAGACCAGGAAUACCCAGUCCCCACAGGGAAGUACUUGUUCCGGCAAGUGAGAAGCGUAACUUGUGCAAGUAGAGGAAGCCAUCGCUCUCCCGGGUCGGAUGACAUUUCAGACUGCACUGUGACUUGCUGGGUAAACGGCAGAGACAUCUCGAGCCUGCGGAUCUACAGGGAAGGAUCAGAAGGACGUGGAGAGAGCACGUCGGUGUCUCAAGUCUAUCAGUACCACGCUGAGGCGUUCCUGAACCUGGGGCCGACGCAGCGAUCACUGGUCGGGAACUAUGUGUGUGAGGUACAGGGGCAAAAUGGAUCUACGGCGAGUAUGACGAUAGUUGUACGUGUCAAUAUGAACGACUAAAAUUGUAAAUACCACGGCGUUGGUUGGAUAACGACACUGCUCCACUGUGGCUCUACAGGACGCACUGAAAGACAUGUUUUACAAUCAUUAAAAUUUCUGGAACUUUUUACUUGACUUUUCUUUCCUCUUGUAUCGUGACGUGUCGAUGGGAGACACAGUUCUCGGCCUAGGACGCCUGCUGUUAAUAAGUUGUCUUUUUACUUCCAUUGGUAGAUGCUACUGGGUGAGUAGUGGCGACAAUUGGUAGGUUACUGAAUUUGCUCUUUGGGUCUUGAAUUCAGUUUCCCUGCCAAAUCCCCCCGUUAUAUGUACAAUAAAAAAUGCUUCCCACAUAUUAAAAUUCC